UUUUCCCCUACACAUCCAUCUGUAUCCAUUUAUCCCCAUCUCUCUAGGUUGUAGUAUAGUUCAAGGCUUCUAACAAGCCGUGCAAAAAUAUAUGGCACCAACACCGAUGGCCACCAUCGUCUUUUCCGCCAUUGUCUUCAUGCUGCUUUCCGUGACCACGACGGCUCAAGCCGGUGGAUCUGGUGGAGGCAAGCCCAAGGCGACCAACCUCAUGGUAGAAGCGUGCAAGUCUUCCACAUUCAACAACCCAUAUGGAGACCCUGACAUAGAGCAAUUCUGUUUAACGACCCUCCAAUCGGACAAUCGAAGCACUAAGGCUAAGGAUCUCCGUGACCUGCAGCUAGUCGCCGUCGACAUCCUUAGGGGUCGAGUCACUACUAUCGUCAUUAAGGUCAAGAAAAUGUUGGAAAACAUCAAAAAGGGCACAGUGCCAAUGCGGGUCCUCAGUUUGUGUGAGGUGGAUUAUGACACCGUGGUGAGCGUCAUCAACAAAUGUGAUGCCAUGAUCAGGGAUUACCAAGGGGACGAGGGCGGGCUACGCUCCAUAAAGCUAGUCCGUUGGAUGGAUAUGGCAUAUGACCGUGUCCACGAGUGCAGCUCCGAGCUUGUUGACAUGCCUGCGGUGGGGGCUCUUGUCAAUGAAAACGAUGAAUUGGGCAUGCUGGUUAAACUGUACACCGCCUUGGUAGCACCAUAGGUUUCUUGAGUAAUAUAGUGUUUAUGUUUAUCUGGAAGAAAAUAUGUCGAUGAUAAAUAAAUUGUAAUCUUACUAGUUAUUAUAAUAAAUAUAAUAAUAAAUGUGUUGUGGCA
Molecule: messenger RNA, 810 nt
Organism: Triticum aestivum (bread wheat)
Lineage: Eukaryota; Viridiplantae; Streptophyta; Magnoliopsida; Poales; Poaceae
Exons: 1
Coding region: 92-697 (201 amino acids)
Molecular function (GO): enzyme inhibitor activity
Source: RefSeq, a predicted model, not a curated record